Ictidomys tridecemlineatus (thirteen-lined ground squirrel) is the source of this 2132-nucleotide messenger RNA. It is a transcript of the gene Tmem175, whose product is annotated as transmembrane protein 175. The record is from RefSeq and is a predicted model, not a curated record. Gene Ontology annotation, molecular function: potassium channel activity; proton channel activity. NCBI's taxonomy places the organism in Eukaryota, Metazoa, Chordata, Mammalia, Rodentia, Sciuridae.
CGUCGCGCCGGCGGGCGCACAAGCUCCAGGCGUGGGCCGGCGACAGACUUCCGGCGGGGCUCGCGGGCAGCUCACACCUGAGAGAAGGAGGGCCAAGGCGGCCCCGCCCAGGUCAUCACCUGCCGCGCGCCCCACAGGCCAGGCAGCCGGUCCCUCUGCGAGGCCUUGUCUCAGUGGCGGGGCGGAACGGCGCGGACGUUGGGCGCGAGUUUGGCGGCCGCUCCGCCGGACUGCGCCUCCCAGGGAAGGCCGUGCCAGCCCAAGGUCCUGGUGCCGCCCUCGAGAGGACGGAGCCGGCGGCCGCACACACGCGUUCCUUUCCUUGGGCCGCACGGUUUUGGGGGAAGCAUGAGUUAGUGGCUGCCGUUGAGAGGCUGAACUCAAGGACGCGGUUUCCCAGCUUGCGUGGGAAAGCCUGACCUGGCGGCGUCGGGCCGCAGUCCCGCGUUUUCACAGCCCCCUGGAGCUGCCGCCUUCAGGCUUUUGUGGCCACUGGGCAGUGGCCCCAUCAUGUCUGGGCCCCAGACUCCUGAACAAACACUGGAUGCCCAGGGUGACUCAUCCCUAUGCAGGAAAGAUGAGGACAUCAGGGAAGGGACCCAGAGCUCCCACCGCAUGCUGGGUUUCAGUGACGCACUACUGUCCAUCAUUGCCACAGUCAUGAUCCUUCCUGUGACCCACACGGAGAUCUCCCCAGAGCAGCAAUUUGACAAAAGUAUACAGAGACUUCUAGCAACCAGGAUUGCUGUCUACCUGAUGACAUUUCUAAUUGUGACUGUGGCCUGGGCCGCACAUACCAGAUUAUUUCAGGUUGUUGGGAAAAUAGACGAUACACUUGCCUUGCUCAACCUGGCCUGCAUGAUGACCAUCACCCUUCUGCCAUACACAUUUUCCUUAAUGGUGACGUUCCCUGAUGUGCCACUGGGCAUCUUCCUGUUUUGUGUGUGUGUGAUCGCCAUUGGAGUUGUGCAGGCACUGAUUGUGGGGUAUGCUUUCCACUUCCCACACCUGCUGAGCCCGCAGAUCCGGUGCUCCGCCCACAGGGCCCUGUCCCGAAGGCACAUCCUGCACCUUGUCCUCCGUGGUCCAGUGCUGUGCUUUCUUGCGGCCAUCUUCUCCCUCUUCUUCUUUCCUGUGUCAUACCUGCUGAUGGUGACCGUCAUCUUCCUGCCCUACAUCAGCAAGGCCACCAGUUGGUGCAAAGACAGGCUUGUGGGUCACAGGGACCCCCCCACCCACAGUGCAGAGGUCUUCAGCUUCGACCUGCAUGAGCCCCUCAGUAAGGAACGGGUGGAAGCCUUCAGUGAUGGUGUCUACGCCAUUGUGGCCACGCUCCUCAUCCUGGACAUCUGCGAGGACAACGUCCCAGACCCCAAGGCCGUGAAGGAACAGUUCCGCGGGAGCCUCGUGGCAGCCCUGGGCGCCUAUGGGCCACACUUCCUGGCAUACUUCGGCUCCUUUGCCACAGUGGGUCUGCUCUGGUUUGCACACCACUCGCUCUUCCUGCACGUCCGCAAGGCCACACAGGCCAUGGGUCUGCUCAACACCCUCUCCCUGGCCUUUGUGGGUGGCCUCCCUCUGGCCUACCAGCAGACUGCAGCCUUCGCCAGGCAGCCACGAGAUGAGCUGGAGCGUGUGCGCCUCAGCUGUGCCAUUGUCUUCUUCGCCAGCAUCUUCCAGUUUGCCAUCUGGACUGCGGCCCUGCUGCGCCAGGCAGAGACGCUGCAGCCAGCUGUGCGAUUUGGUGGGCAGGAGCAUGCCUUCAUGUUUGCCAAGCUUGCGCUAUACCCCUGUGCCAGCCUGCUGGCCUUUGCAGCCACCUGCCUGCUGAGCAGAUUCAGCACAGCCAUCUUCCACGUCAUGCAGAUUGCAGUGCCCUUCGCCUUUCUGCUGCUGCGCCUCCUCGUGCGCCUGGCUCUGGCCAGCCUGCAUGGCCUACGCCACCUGCGGCCAGCACAACCUCUCCGGAGCCAGGCCCCAGAGGAGGCCCAGUCCCAGCUCCUGCCUUCCUCCUGCUAGUGGAAGCUAUGCCUGCCCCUGAAGGAAGCCUUGGGGGUUGGGCCAGCAGGCCCCAUGGAUCCACAGUCUGGGUUUUGCCUCCAUUGUGAAAUAUCAAGAUCUGUUUCAGAGUA